UAUAGUCUCAGCUCUCCUUGCUCAGGAGGGGUCAUCUUCAGUUCAGGAAGGACCAACGUGGGCUCAUUAAAUCUUUAGAGCGUCUUUGCUGCUUUCCGAGAAGACUCACGUACUAUCUCUGCAAACCCUGGUUUUAGUUCCACUUCCCAUGCGUGUUUACUUUAUGCCAGUUAAAUGUUUGCACAGUGCUUUGGAAAAUGGGAAGUGCUGCAUAAAUGAGGACCAGAGCACCCUGAGGGAUGCCCAAGAAGUUCCAGGGCGAGAACACCAAGUCGGCUGCUGCCCGCGCAAGGAAAGCUGAGGCCAAGGCAGCAGCCGAUGCCAAGCGGCAGCAGGAGCUGGAAGAUGCCUUUUGGAAGGAUGAGGACAAACACGUCAUGAGGAAGGAACAAAGGAAGGAGGAGAGGGAGAAGCGCCGGCUGGAGCAGCUGGAGCGCAAGAAGGAGAUGCAACGCCUGCUGGAAGAGGAAGAUGCGAAGCUGAAAGGGAAGUUACCGAAAUCAGUCACACCAGGCAAGAUCACCAGGGCUCAGAUUGAAGACACAAUCCGGAAAGACCAGCAACAGAAGGAGAACGGAGAUGAAGUGGAGAAGCAGAAGAGCCACCUUGAUGUUCCCUUGGAGGAAAACAUCAACAGAAGAGUGUUGGAGGAAGGCACCGUGGAAGCCAGAACUAUUGAAGAUGCUAUUGCAGUCCUCAGUGUUGCUGACGACCUGGACCGUCACCCAGAGCGCCGGAUGAAAGCUGCCUUUGCCACGUUUGAAGAGAUCAAUCUGCCACGCCUAAAGCAGGAGAACCCCAACAUGCGCCUCUCCCAGCUCAAGCAGCUCCUCAAGAAGGAGUGGAUGAGGUCCCCAGACAACCCAAUGAACCAGAGGCACAUGACCUACAACAGCCAAAAAUAGAACUGGAAAGAAGCCAGCCAUCCCUCUGAGGCCCUAGGGCUUCCUUCAAACACGUAAGAAAACAAGGCCACCCAGGAACCUUGCCUCAUUUAUUCCCCCUGCCCCCUCUCCAUCUCUUUUGUGCCCUGUUGUUGGACUCCUAAUUAAACAUGAGGCUUCCUGAUCCAAACAGAUGCGUGCAGCUCUUCUCGGGGUGCCCCAGGGAGCCUGGCUCCCUGAUUUUGGCUGGAGCCUUGCCUGCUGCAGAUGUUCUGAAACUGUCCGUUGUAUACAGACCUCUCCAGAGCAGCCCGUUUUUUAUAUCCUUAGGCAGCUGGGCCAAAGCAACCCGGACGGAUUAACUCUAUCUUUAACUUUGAAAAUCGUGGUAGUCCUUUUGGAAGUGUCACUCCUGCCCCCCCCCGGAGAGCUCAGAGCAUUGUACCAAAUCUGGCACUGCCAUAUGGACGCUCCCAGCACCAUCCAUGACUGUCUAGACAUCUGAGCUGCCCAGCACCACAUUUAAGCCCCUCUCCCAUUCAAACUGAAGUGUUCUCUUUUUAUCCCAGUCUCUCUUGUAGCUGCCCUAACACCUUGUUUACAAGAAUCCUCUCAAUGCUGAACUGGUGACAUGUGGCAAGAGAACAGCGUGACGAAGGCAUCUGCUCUGGGCCACAGGUCAAGCAGCGCUAGGUUGUUCUGGGAAGAGGUAAUGGGCUAGGAGUGGGUUUUAACCCUAACUGCUAAGCCACCAUCCUGCCUGCAGUUGCCCACUGCUGUUUCCUCGGUGUCAGUCAGUGACACAGCGGGGGCAGGGAGUGGAAUCGAAGGAUAUGAACAGUAUUAGAGGAAACUCUUCCAGUGCAGCCACUUGUCGUUCUCUGCCUUCCCUUCCAUCUCCAAGGGAAAAGCAAAGGACCUUGAUGACCUAGCACAGUGCAGUUGCCUCCCUAACGCUGCAGAGUGUAAGGUGCUAUCACUUCUCUACACAGAGUUCCCCGCAGCCCAUGUGUGGGAAUCCUAGAGCUUUGCAGCGGGAGAUCAGAAUGGGACUUCAGAGAACACUACACAUGAAGAGCAGUCUUAAGCCGGGAAGACUGGGGCCUCUUGUAGCCUGGGGUGCGUUUUCCUCUCGAAAGGGAAAUGUGGAUCUUGCACCAUGGCAACUAACGCAAGGGGUCAAAAUGACUUUCUCCCACCUACUGCGUGAAAGCACCAGUUUGACACCCUGCUCUGUGUUGCCCUAGACACACCCCUUCACCAGGAGCCCUUUAAACUCUGCUCGCUGGCCCAAUCAGCAGUGCCAUUGUGUUUUGUUAAUAGUCCUAACCCUCUCCCUUCUGCAGUAUUGAAGCUAGGUAAUAAAAUAUCCACCCUGAAACAAAAGGCUGAGAAUUCCCUUGCAAGAGUUGCCGUGCUCCUGGAAACACCAGGCGUGCAGCUGAAAGGGCUUCGUGCUAAGGUGGAAUUCUAGCCCUCACAUUAAAGGUACAAUGCUUACCUCCCCCUGUUCCUGCCAAACUGUGUUCUAACCACCUCCUUUUGAAAUUAAAACCUCACGAGGUUGGUCCAAGGCCAUCACCCUGCCUUUGUGCUUAUGCUCCAUGAUUGCAAUCAGCUCCAGCCCCAGCCCCAACCCAUGCCAUGUCUCUGGCAUGUCAAGCCUAUGCUGCUGUAAUCUGGCAUUUAAUCCUAACCUGCUUGCUGGGUGAAUGAGGAGACCGUGCUCAGCUGGGGAUGACAUUCUUUGUAAAGCUGCUCCAUGAGCCAGCUCAUGACCCUCACUUCCAUCGCCCCCCUACCACAAAGCACUAGCCUAUAGGCAGCCUCUCCUAAUGUCUUCACUGGUUGAAUCUGUGCCUGCCCUGGAUGGAAAUCUGACUACACAGGUCAAGUUUAGGGCUGGCCUCUAUUGCAGUAGGAAGGUGUAGGGAGGUUUUCUGUGGAGUCCUUAGCUGCUAACCUGCAGGGGUGGGGAUUUCUUUUAAUGGCACUAAACACAGAGGGCAAUCUCUCCACCUGCUGCACUUUUUAGGAGUGGCCAAACACAUGCCCGCUUGCUGUUGCAUUUCAAGUGGCUGCUCAUGCACUGUGGUAGCUGUGAAGAGGCUCUGAUCUGAGCUUGGAGAGACCGUAAGGUUUGCAUUGAAAACCCUUUUAGUUGCAGCUCACCUAUUGCUUUGGCUUCAUAUCCAGACGGAUACUCUUCACAUUAACCUUUGUCCUCUUUGCACCCUACUCCAACUUGUUUCAGAAACAGGAUGACCGAAACAGUCCUGCCCCUUCCCCUAUCCCCAAGAGUUCAAAGAAAUCCAGCUGGUACAAGGGCAGGGAGAAAUACACGAUAGCAUCUUUCCCUCUCCUUUUAGUGUGAAAAGCUCCCUAUUUUUGUUUUAAUCUAAUAUUAAAAAUGGAAAUCCCAACCUGUAAGCUAUUGAAGAAAUAAAGCCUUUGGAUCAUGCUGGCA
Molecule: messenger RNA, 3351 nt
Organism: Caretta caretta (loggerhead turtle)
Lineage: Eukaryota; Metazoa; Chordata; Testudines; Cheloniidae
Gene: CCDC124
Product: coiled-coil domain containing 124
Biological process (GO): transcription by RNA polymerase II
Cellular component (GO): nucleus
Molecular function (GO): transcription coactivator activity
Source: RefSeq, a predicted model, not a curated record